Rattus norvegicus (Norway rat) is the source of this 7863-nucleotide messenger RNA. Lineage: Eukaryota; Metazoa; Chordata; Mammalia; Rodentia; Muridae. The record is from RefSeq and is a predicted model, not a curated record.
AAAAAAAAGACAAGCUACUGUUCGUUCGCUUUAAAACAUUUCCCUUUUUAUAAACUGCUGACUUUUUUGAGACAGGGUUUCUCCAUGUAGUCCUGGCCUACAUAAACAAGGCUGGCCUCUAACUCAGAACAGCUUGCCUUCGUGUACUGAGGGCUGGGAUUAAAAGCUGCAUCACCACCCCCAACUCAAAAUACUUCUUGAACAAUAAAGCCUUAGCUCCUAAAUUCCUGGGUGUGCCAGACAUGAAGGCUGAUUGCUGUAAUUCCAGCACGGGUGGGGAGAUCAGGGCAAAGAUAGGAUUGCUACAAGUUUGAGGCCAUUCUGAGCUGCAUAAUAAAUUCCAGUACAGCCUGGACUAGGAAGCGCAACAGCCUGGCACAGUGGUUAAAGGCACCUGCCGGCCAAACCUAACGACCUGAGUUGGACCCACCAGGGUCUACACAGUAAGAGGAUUGACUCCUUACUGCUUAAUGAUUGAUGUCAGCAUGCUGUGGAAUGCUCUUAACCACUGAAGGGUAGAUGGAUGUCUGGUUUAAAUCGUUAAAUUCCCUCUCUUGUAGACGGAGGGCAACGUGAAGACAAAUCACAUAAUCUAACAAACUGAGGUACACAUUGGUUACUACAACCAUAUGAACUCCAUGGAUUUAUUAGCCUCCUGUCUUAACAGGAUGUUGCUCACGCUUCUGAAGAUUCUUUUGAGUACUCGCAGAAAACAAGGGUUUUUAGGUUUGUUUAUGCUCUAUGGGGAGGGAAUUUCAUGGGGGCCAGAGGCCAACAUUGGGUGUCUUCCUCGGUCAAGUUUUCUCUCUUGAAGCAUGGGGUCUCACUGAGUUUAAUGUUCACAGAUUCAGCUAGACUGGUUGACACUCAAGCCCCCUCUGGUCUUUGUCUCUCCAAUGUGCUGGGACGAGAAGCAUGCUGUGCCCUGUUUUUAUGUGGGCGCAGGGAACUCAAGUCGUCAUUCAAUGAACACCGGUGAACUGAACAGAGGGGCUUUUUGUUUUUUUUUUUUUUGUUUGUUUGUUUUUUUUAUUUUUUUCCUUUUUCUUUUUUUCGGAGCUGGGGACCGAACCCAGGGCCUUGCGCUUCCUAGGCAAGCAAGCGCUCUACCACUGAGCUAAAUCCCCAACCCCGAGGCUUUUAUUUUUUAAACUAGGCUUCUUGAUCCUCCUGCCUCAGCCUCCAGAUGACUGAGAUUAUGGGUGUGUGGUACCACAUCCUACUGGAAAACAAGUGCUCCCGGGGAGUAUUUGCUGAGUCAGGUUGUAUGAGACAAUGGCUUUUCAAGUUGCUUCUGAGUGUCUGGCGUUUCCUGCAUUGUUGUCUUGAAGCAGGACAUAGAUCUGAUUCCCAGUAAAGAUAAUAUACUUAUCUUGACAAAGGCCAGCUGUUUAUGCCAGAGACUGGAAUUUUUUUUCCAUUUAGAACCCUUAGACUAAUGCUGACUGGAAACAAGAGUUUUUAUGAGGCAGAGUUUCUCUGUGUAAUAGUCCUGGUUGUUUUAAAAACAACUCUGUACACCAGACUGACCUCGAACUCAUAGAGAUCGCCUAUCUCUGCCUCCUAAGUGCUGGGAUAAAAGGCGUGAGCCAUCACACCUGGCUGGAAAUUACUUCAAUUUUUAAAAUUAAAUAACUUGUUUCUUGUAUUUAAUAUUGGAGGUUGAACCCAGACCUUUUACAUACAAGCCAUGAGUUUCGCCCUAGUCUCUCUGCCCUAUUUCUUUAAAAAAGUAAAAAUAGAAUCAAGCAAUAGACAACAACGUGAGGAGUUGAGAUGGGAAACUCUGUUUGGGUUUUUAGACCCUUCUGUCUUGAUUCUUUGCUAGUAAAAUCUACCCUCGAAUAUUUAGUAAAGUGGCUCUUUGGGUCUCUGCUCAAAAUUUCUAUAAAUUGGUGCACUUAAAAAGUACCCACAAUUCCUAGCAGGAAAGGCACGCUCUGACGUUGUGGCUGCGGAUUGGUUGUUGGUGCUGCCACCCGUAGUUGAGCGGGAAGCUGAGAGCAGGCGGUCGCCAUGAUUGCCUUUGGGGCUCCUCGACCCAGAGGCUUCAGACUUCUUUUCUCCUUGACUCCACACCACUUCUUCCUGUUUUUAAUUGGGACCCUGGCCAACAAACUUAAUGUACCUCAAGUGUUACUACCCUUCAGCCGGGAGCCAGGCCGCGUACCCUUCUUGCUGGAGGCUCAGCGGGGCUGCUACAUCUGGCAUUCCACUCAGCAUGAUGCAGUUGCCAUACAGCCUUUAUACGAAAAUGGCACCUCUUGCUCCCAAAGGGCAGUUCUUGUUGCUGAAUCCACCCAACCGAUACGACUCAGCAGUAUUAUUCUCGCUCGAGAAGUGGUGACAGACCAUGAGCUACGCUGUGAUGUUAAGGUCGAUGUGAUAGACAACAUUGAGAUUGUUUCUCGAACCCGGGAGCUGUACGUGGACGAUGCACCACUGGAACUUAUGGUGAGGGCCCUGGAUUCUAAAGGAAACACAUUCAGCACUCUGGCGGGCAUGGUGUUUGAGUGGAGUAUUGCUCAGGACAAGGAGUCAUCAAGAGAGGAGCUGUCUAGCAAAAUUAGAAUUCUGAACUACUCUGAGGCUGAGUAUUCUCCCCCUGACUAUAUAACUGAGAUGGAAAAGGAAGAGAAACAAGGGGACGUGAUCUUGGUGUCUGGGAUGAGAACUGGAGCUGCUGUUGUAAAAGUGCGAAUUCACGAGCCGUUCUACAAGAAAGUGGCUGCAGCCUUGAUCCGCCUGCUUGUUCUGGAGAACAUAUUUCUUAUACCAUCCCAUGAUACAUAUCUCUUAGUAGGAGCCUAUAUGAAAUACAGAGUGGCAAAAAUGGUUCAGGGAAGAAUGACAGAGGGAAAAUUUCCCCUGGAACAUUACACGCUGGAGCUGCAAGACCACAGACUUAUAGAUGUUGGGCUUCGUUCUGGAACAGUGGCUCUAUUGGAUGAGAAAACAGCCAUGGUGACAGCUCUCCAACUGGGCCAAACUAACCUCGUCUUUGUGCACAAAAAUGUUCAUAUGCGCUCUGUGUCUGGACUCCCAAACUCUACCAUAUAUGUUGUAGAGCCAGGAUUUUUAGGUUUCACAAUCCAUCCCGGAGGCCGGUGGAGUCUAGAGGUGGGGCAGGUGUACAUCAUCACAGUGGAAGUGUUUGACAAGAGCAGCACAAGGGUCUACAUUUCUGAUAAUCUCAAGAUCACGUUCCAGUUUUCUAAGGAGUACUUUGAAGAGCAGCUGAGUACUUUAAAUGGAUCUUACCACAUGGUAAAGGCCCUGAAAGAUGGAGCUGUGGUGAUAAAUGCAAGCCUGACCUCCAGCCUUUGGGAGAGCAACAGUUCCCAGCCUAAAACCUAUCAAAUCAAUCACCAACAAGAAGUGAAGAUUUACUUUCCCAUUCAACUUAAACCCAGCUUUCUGGCAUUUCCCCAUUAUCCUCUGGGAAUAUCGAAUCGAUUCACAGUUCAGGUAGAGGGUGGUAGUGGCAACUUCACCUGGAGUUCUUCUAACGAAACAGUGGCCAUGGUUACCACCAAAGGUGUGGUAACCGCAGGUCAGGUGAGAGGAAACAGCACCAUUUUGGCAAGAGAUGUACAAAAUCCUUUUCGAUCUGGAAAUAUUAAGGUGUAUGUCAUGAAGCUGAACAAAAUGGAACUGUUACCAUUUCAAGCUGAUGUGGAAAUAGGCCAGAUUAUUGAGGUGCCCAUUGCAAUGUAUCAUGUAAAUACAGAGACCAAGGAGGCCAUCGCAUUCACAGACUGCUCGCACUUACCCCUCGAUCUCAACUCGGACAAGCAAGGAGUCUUCACUCUUUUUAAAGAAGGUAUUCAAAAGCCAGGACCGAUGCACUGUUCUAGUGUCCACAUAGCAGCCACGUCUCCGGGCCAUACUCUGGUGACCAUCAGUGUGACUGGACAUGAAGAGCACGUGUGGAGCAGUGCCACAUUUGCUGCUUACGAGCCUCUAAAGGCUCUAAACCCUGUGGAAGUGGCUUUGGUGACAUGGCACUCCGUGAAGGAAAUGGUAUUUGAAGGGGGCCCUCAUCCCUGGAUCUUGGAGCCAUCCCGAUUUUUUUUGGAGCUGAGCAUGGAGAAGGCAGAGGCCAUUAGAAUAACAGAAGUCCGGCUGCCAGCUAAGAGGAAGCAGAACCAGUAUGUCUACCGCGUCCUGUGCCUAGAGUUAGGGGAACAAGUUCUCACUUUACGGAUUGGGAAUCACCCGGGAGUCCUAAACCCUAGUCCCUCUGUGGAAAAGGUGCAGGUGCGCUUCAUCUGUGCCCAUCCUGCCAGUAUGUUGGUGACACCGAUGUACAAGGUGCCAGCUGGCACCCAGCCAUGUCCUCUGCCACAGUACAACAAGCAACUGAUUCCUGUGUCCAGUGUGAGGGACACGGUCCUGGAACUGGCAGUAUUUGAUCAGCACGGGAGGAAGUUUGAUAAUUUCAGCUCAUUGAUGCUAGAAUGGAAAUCUUCCAACGAGACGCUAGCCCGUUUUGAAAGUCCUAAGUCAGUGGAGAUGGUAGCCAGAGACGAUGGCAGUGGGCAGACCCGGCUGCACGGCCAUCAGAUCCUUGAGGUGCAUCAGAUAAAGGGGACUGUGCUCAUUGGAGUCAAUUUUGCUGGUUAUUCAGGGAAGAGAAGCCCAAAAGGGAUUUCCAACUCGCCAAGGUCCGCGGGGGUAGAACUACUCUUGGUGGAAGAUGUCACAGUCCAGCCUGAGAACGCCACCAUCUACAACCAUCCUGAUGUGAAGGAAGUAUUUAACCUUGUGGAAGGAUCUGGCUACUUUCUGGUCAACAGCAGUGAGCAAGACAUCGUCACCACCACUUACAUGGAAUCAGAAGGCUCGGUCCAGUUAGUUCCAGCACAUCCUGGAUUUCUAACCCUGAAAGUGUAUGACCUGUGCCUGGCCUACUUGGGUCCAGCAAUGGCCCAGGUCAGGGUGUCAGACAUACAGGAGGUAGAGCUGGAUCUGAUCGAUAAGGUGGAGAUCGGUAAAACCGUGUUAGUGGUUGUGAGGGUUCUUGGCUCUUCUAAACACCCUUUCCGGAACAAGUACUUCAGAAACAUGGAUGUCAGGCUGCAGCUGGCAUCUGCCAUUGUCACCCUGCGAUUAACGGAAGACCAGGAUGAAUACUCUGAAAACUACAUGCUCCGUGCUGUCACUGUUGGACAAACCACACUUGUGGCCAUUGCCACAGAUAGAAUGGGGAGGAAAUUCACAUCAGCGCCUCGGCACAUCGAGGUCUUUCCUCCAUUUAGACUCGUUCCUGAGAAAAUGACCCUGAUUAUCACUAACAUGAUGCAGAUAAUGUCUGAAGGUGGCCCUCAGCCCCAGUCCACCAUUCACUUCUCUAUCAGCAAUCAGACUGUAGCUGCUGUUAACAGGAGAGGGCAAGUUACAGCCAAAGUGGUGGGCACGGCUGUUGUACACGGCACCAUCCAGACAGUGAAUGAAGACACUGGCAAAGUCAUUGUGUUUUCCCAGGAUGAAGUCCAAAUUGAAGUUGUCCAGCUCCAGGCUGUUAGGAUCCUUGCGGCUGCGACCCGACUCGUCACAGCCACGGAGAUGCCAGUUUACGUCAUGGGAGUGACUAGUACCCAGACUCCUUUCUCCUUCAGCAAUGCCAGCCCCAUGCUCACAUUCCACUGGUCCAUGAGCAAAAGAGAUGUGCUGGACCUGGUACCCAGGCAUUCAGAGGUAUUUCUACAACUUCCGGCUGAGAACAACUUUGCCAUGGUUGUUCACACAAAAGCCGCUGGCAGGACCACGAUCAAGGUCACGGUCCGCAGUAAGAACAGCUCCUUCGGUCAGUUUGAGAGGAAUGUGCUCGAGCUGUCCGAUGAGAUCCAGAUCCUGGUAUUUGAAAAACUCCAACUUUUCUAUGCAGACUGCCAACGUGAGCAGAUUCUGAUGCCUAUGAAUUCUCAGCUCAAGCUACACACCAACAGAGAAGGCGCAGCCUCUGUGAGUUCCCGUGUUCUCAAGUGUUUCCCUAACUCCUCCGUCAUUGAAGAAGAUGGUGAAGGACUCCUGAGAUCUGGAUCCAUUGCGGGUACUGCAGUAUUGGAAGUCACUUCUAUAGAACCUUUUGGAGUCAAUCAAACAACUGUAACUGGAGUCCAGGCGACACCAGUGACUUACCUUCGGUUGAGCAGCUACCCCAAGCUAUACACAGCACAAGGAAGGACCCUGUCAGCCUUUCCUCUGGGCAUGUCUCUCACCUUUAUUGUUGAGUUUUAUAAUAACAUUGGAGAAAAAUUCCACACCCACAAUACUCGGCUUUAUAUGGCUCUGAACAGAGACGACUUGCUGCUUAUUGGACCAGGAAACAAAAACUAUACAUAUAUGGCCCAGGCUGUGAAUAAAGGGGUGACAGUUGUGGGUCUGUGGGACCAAAGACACCCCGGCAUGGCAGAUUACAUCCCUGUGGCUGUAGAGCAUGCCAUUGAGCCAGACACCAAGCUUAUCUCUGUUGGCGAUGUCAUCUGCUUCAGCACUCAGCUCGUCAGUCAGCACGGUGAGCCUGGGGUGUGGAUGAUUUCCACCAACAACAUCAUACAGACAGACACUGUCACUGGAGUAGGAGUGGCUCGGAGCCCAGGAACUGCAACAAUUUUUCAUGACAUCCCUGGAGUUGUGAAAACGUUCCGAGAGGUAGUAGUCAAUGCAUCAUCAAGAUUGACACUCAGCUAUGACCUGAAAACUUACCUCACCAAUACCCCCAAUGCAACUGUAUUCAAACUCUUCAUCAGCACAGGCAGAAGUGUCAACCUCAAAGGAUCCUGUACCCCAAGUCAGGCUUUGGCUGUUGAAAAAGUUCUUCUUCCUGAGACCCUCAUGCUAUGCCAUGUGCAGUUCAGCAAUACUUUACUAGACAUUCCAGCAAGUAAAGUCUUUCACAUUUACUCAGAAUUCAGCGUGGAGAAAGGGGUCUAUGUCUGCCUAAUCAAGGUUCGACAGGAGUCAGAGGAGCUGCGCCAGGUCCUGAGUGUGGCGGACACCUCGGUCUAUGGGUGGGCAACUCUGCUCAGUGAACGUGGCAAGAAUGGCAUGCAAAGAAUCCUCAUUCCUUUCAUCCCUGGCUUUUACAUGAACCAGUCCGAGUUUGUUCUUGGCCACAAAGACACCGGGGAGCUAAGAAUCCUGGGAGUGGAGAGAGUUCUUGAGAGCCUAGAGGUCUUCCACAGCUCCCCAUUUCUAACAGUCUCCGGCCAUAAGCAUUCUACCCUCACAACAAGCGUAACUCUCUACCUGAUACGCAUAGUCAACUUCACUGCCUUCCAGCAGAUGUCAUCACCUGCUUUCAUUAAUGUUUCCUGUGCACUGACCAAUCAACAUGAGGCUGUGGUAGUCAGAGCAAAAGAUGUAUCUGGUGCAGAUCACUGUGAAGAGUCAGGUGUCUUCAAGAAUUUCGUUGGUUCUUACCAGAUCCUGCUGUUUACACUCUUUGCUGUGUUGGCAUCCACUGCUUUCAUCUUCCUAGCAUACAAUGCCUUCCUGAACAAGGUACAGACUAUUCCAGUUGUUUAUGUGCCAACAAUAGGACCGACUCAGCCAGGUAAGGACUGCCCGCCCUCCUUCCCAGUUCACGUCUGUCUGUCUCACUCACCUGCCUUCACUAUUUUGCUUUUUUUUCUAGGUUCCUAUACAGCCACCUGUUCUCCCCCUCACUUCCUGAGCUCACAGCCACCACUAGUGCAGAGUCGGCUACAACACUGGCUGUGGAGUAUAAAACACUAACCUAGACAGGUCCCUUCAACUGUCCUAAUCCUGCAGAAGUUUAGUAGCUAACUCUACAAACUAAACCUCCAAAACAAGUUUGUAGAACCUAUAAAUAAAGGCUCAUCAGUGGUUAAGUCA